Musa acuminata subsp. malaccensis (wild Malaysian banana) is the source of this 1614-nucleotide messenger RNA. RefSeq lists its product as uncharacterized. Gene Ontology annotation, cellular component: membrane. Gene Ontology annotation, molecular function: beta-1,4-mannosylglycoprotein 4-beta-N-acetylglucosaminyltransferase activity. The record is from RefSeq and is a predicted model, not a curated record. Gene Ontology annotation, biological process: protein N-linked glycosylation; N-acetylglucosamine metabolic process. Lineage: Eukaryota; Viridiplantae; Streptophyta; Magnoliopsida; Zingiberales; Musaceae.
GAUUUUGUAAAGGGUUACAAAGUAAUUUCGAGUUUGAGAUGAUAAAUAUGUGAAAAUCCCAUAUAAUAAUAAUAAUAAUGAUAAUAAACGUAAAUUGGAGCCCUUUGCGCGAUGCUCGAAGGUUUAGAUUACGAUUCGAAGAAGUCGGAUGAUACCAGCGACGAAUACUGCACUCAGGUGAGCAGAGCAAUACGGACCAUGUCAAAGCUCCGGUGCGCCCCCCGGGAUUCAAAUUUCGGAGCCGUAGUCCUUCUCUUCUUGGUCGUCCCGACCUUUGUUGUCGGCAUCUACUUGCAUGGCCAAAAGAUCACCUACUUCCUUCGCCCUCUCUGGGAAUCCCCUCCGAGGCCGUUCAAGGAUAUCCCCCAUUACUAUGACGAGAAUGUCUCCAUGGAGAACCUCUGCAAGCUCCAUGGCUGGGGAGUCCGCGAUGUUCCCCGCCGCGUGUUCGAUGCGGUGCUCUUUAGCAAUGAAUUGGACAUCCUUGCCAUCCGCUGGCACGAAUUGUACCCUUAUGUUUCGGAAUUCGUGCUCCUCGAGUCUAAUUCUACCUUCACUGGCCUGCAAAAGCCCUUCUUCUUUGCUGAGAACCGGGGUCAAUUUGAGUUUGUGGAGCCACGGCUCAAUUACGGGACUGUCGGUGGGAGGUUCGUCAAGGGGGAGAAUCCUUUUGUUGAGGAGUCCUACCAGAGAGUGGCAUUGGAUCAUCUCAUCAGGGCUUCAGGAAUUGGUGAUGAUGAUUUGUUGAUCAUGUCGGAUGUCGAUGAGAUCCCAAGUGGCCACACGAUUAACCUCUUGAGGUGGUGCGAUGACAUUCCAGAAAAGCUACAUCUCAGACUGCGGAAUUACUUGUACUCUUUUGAGUUCUUGUUGGAUAACAAGAGCUGGAGGGCUUCGGUUCAUAGGUACCGUGCUGGAAAGACGAGAUAUGCCCACUACCGCCAGACCGAUGACAUACUGUCAGAUUCGGGGUGGCAUUGUAGCUUCUGCUUCCGCUACAUCGGCGAGUUUGUGUUCAAGAUGAAGGCAUACAGCCAUGUUGAUCGUGUGAGAUUUGCGUAUUAUCUGAAUCCAUCAAGGAUUCAGGAUGUCAUAUGCCGAGGAGCAGACCUUUAUGACAUGCUUCCGGAGGAGUAUACAUUUAAGGAGAUUGUAGGGAAGCUGGGGCCUAUACCUCACACGUAUUCUGCAGUCCAUCUUCCUGCUUAUCUGCUUCAGAAUUUUGACAAGUACAAAUAUCUCCUACCUGGAAAUUGCAAAAGAGAACAUGGGUGAUUGGAAUUGCACUUGCAGGAGUCUCUUUCAAAAAUAAUAAACAACAGUAUGCUGGUAUUUAUGGCAUGAUUGCUGAUAUUAUGAUCUGAUUUGUGUGACUCUUCUGAGGCAAGUUGGAAAGCAGAAGUUCUAAGGUGUACGUGUACAUUGUAUAUAGAUACUCAAGUAAUCAUGCUUGCUUCACCUAACUUGGGUGCCAAAGUAGUGUCUGCAGCGUUUCUAGCUACAAGGAGAGUUUCUCCAUUUUCUGUUAUCAGUAAGAUAUUUUAACUGUGUUUUUUGUACUGUGCAAAUUAAGUAUGCUUUGGAAGUUUGGAAGCCCCACUAAGCUAUUUUGGU